Molecule: messenger RNA, 720 nt
Organism: Ostrea edulis (European flat oyster)
Lineage: Eukaryota; Metazoa; Mollusca; Bivalvia; Ostreida; Ostreidae
Exons: 1
Coding region: 1-720 (239 amino acids)
Source: RefSeq, a predicted model, not a curated record
AUGCCUUUAACCAAGCUCACGCCGAGAAAAGAAGCCAAAUGCCCAAUGUGUCGAUUUAAGAAGUAUGGCAUGGCGGAAAUGACCAGGCACAUCACAGAAUGUGGGUUAAAGAACCUUGAGAGAAAAUACUUCUGUGAUAGAGAGGAUUGCAACUUUACCACUAAUAAGAUGGGGAAUCUUACAAGACAUAUGAAGAGACAUAUUGAGCACGAAGCGCAGAGUGUUGAGAACGUUCAACACAUCACACCUUUACCUUGCAGAAACCAGAUAAAUGACAAGGAAGCAACAGCUGAGAGCUCACCUUCAGUGGACUGCAGAGUAGGAAGUAGUGCCUCACAGGAUGCUGGUAAAGGAAAGGAAAUCUCGGACGAGGAAUGGAUAAAUGCCGACCAUGGGGAUCUGCGAAGCAUACUCGGCGUUAUUUCUGAAAUUAAUAGUGAAAAGGAAGUGGAUCCAAAUGCAACACAAGGUGGAAAGGACGCAAACAUUGGAAGAAUAUUUCGGAAACCUACCACUCCAAUACCGGUAUUUACUCCAAAGCGUAAGGACCCUCUUGUAGCAACGUCUGGACUUCCAGCACGCCCUAUAAUAAGAAGACCCCAGGUCUCUGAGAUUGGUACGCAGACAGGAAAAAAGGUUCGCAGAGUAGAGUCGACCAUUGCUAAGUGGCGGGAAGGUGAAAAGGACAUGGAGCGUAUCGUGAUGAUUGAGGAAGAUUGA